GGUCACGUGGGAGAGGCCGCGCUCGCGCCCAGGAAAUGGCACUUUGGCGGGCCUACCAGCGGGCUCUGACUACUCACCCGUGGAAGGUACAGGUCCUGACAGCUGUUUUACUGUCUAUGGAUGUAUCCUCAAACAAUAUACUAAUCGAGGAUUUAUUAUUGCUCUAAAUCCAGUGAUUGAGUAGCGACCUCACAAAGGGUCUCUGAUGGGCCUGGGUGACGUGAUCUCACAGCAGCUGGUGGAGAGGCGAGGUCUGUGGGCACAUCAAGCUGGCCGGACCCUGACAAUGGCCUCCUUGGGCUGUGGCUUCGUGGGCCCUGUGGUAGGAGGCUGGUACAGAGUUUUGGACCGGCUCAUUCCUGGCACCACCAAGGUAGAUGCACUAAAGAAGAUGCUGCUGGAUCAGGGGGGCUUUGCCCCAUGUUUUCUGGGCUGUUUCCUCCCACUGGUUGGGACCCUCAAUGGACUGUCAGCCCAGGACAACUGGGCCAAACUCCAGCGGGACUUUCCUGAUGCUCUCAUCACCAACUACUAUCUCUGGCCUGCCGUGCAGUUGGCCAACUUCUACCUGGUUCCUCUUCAUUACAGGUAUGGCAGAUCCCCACCCCACGCUUCAAGGGGAAGAUGCAUAUUACAAACAGAGACAAAGUUGGCUGUGGUCCAGUGUGUUGCUGUUAUCUGGAACUCCUACCUGUCCUGGAAGGCACACCGGCUCUAAGUCGGCUUCACUCCGUCACUUCCAUCUUGUAGUGAUGCACCUUGACCCUGGAAGGAUCGUACCACCUCUUCAAAGUGGGCACAUUGGUCUUCACAGGGUUCGGUGGCUGGUCAGAACUUAAUGGGGUUAGCACCCUGAAAUGGCCCAUUUCACUCUAAAAUGUAACCUGACUCCUAUUGAAAUGGCUAAAACACACCACACAGUAGGCACUCCAUAAAUAUUUGUUGAAACAUCAUUUUGUCAACUUUAGAUUAUACGCUCAUCCUGGCAGAUGCCACUUUUCCCCAGUCUUCAUAGACAGCUGUUUUCCUAACCCUUCCCAGCCUCAGUGUAGCUCCAAUUUGGGGGACAUCCCCUCAAACUCUCUAUGGGGUGCCUCUAUAAAUAUAUUUCUAAAUAGGUAAUGUGGAAGCUGCAGAGGCAAUGAGUAAGACCCAGCAGAAAAUGACUGGGGAGUCUCAUUUUCCAGGGUUUGGAAAGAAGUCUGGAGACCCCCAAACCCCAAUCUUCUAUUACAGAUGAGGACACUGAGGUCCGUAGAAGUAAAGUGACCUGUCCACACUGUGAGUUAGUGGCAGAGUAGAAACACAAACAUGUGCUAUCAUCAUUUGAAUGUUUGUAUCUCCCCAAGUUCAUAUGAUGAAAACCUAAUGCCCAAGGUGAUGGUAUCAGAGGUGAGACCUUUGGGAAGUGAUUCGGUCAUGAGGGUAGGGACCUGGUGGGGUCUGUAUGCUUACAAAAGAGGCCACCUGAGAAGACAGGAAGAAGCAGGUCCUCAGUGGACAGUAAACCUACUGGUACUGUGAUCUUGGACUUCCUGGCCUCAAGAACUGUGAUGAAAUAAAUGCUUGUUGUUUAUAAG
This is a messenger RNA of Capra hircus (goat), 1580 nucleotides long. It is a transcript of the gene MPV17, whose product is annotated as MPV17, mitochondrial inner membrane protein. Bases 206 to 718 code for a protein of 170 amino acids. Lineage: Eukaryota; Metazoa; Chordata; Mammalia; Artiodactyla; Bovidae. The record is from RefSeq and is a predicted model, not a curated record. Gene Ontology annotation, cellular component: membrane; cytoplasm. The transcript is spliced from 9 exons.